Molecule: messenger RNA, 3838 nt
Organism: Panonychus citri (citrus red mite)
Lineage: Eukaryota; Metazoa; Arthropoda; Arachnida; Trombidiformes; Tetranychidae
Exons: 6
Coding region: 351-1613 (420 amino acids)
Biological process (GO): innate immune response; regulation of Toll signaling pathway; central nervous system formation
Cellular component (GO): extracellular region
Molecular function (GO): Toll binding; growth factor activity
Source: RefSeq, a predicted model, not a curated record
AAAAGAGGAGGAGGAAGAUAGAAAGAAAAAGUUUAGACAGACUUGUCGAAAGAAAAGAAAGUGAUCUUUCAUUCGGACUGGUUAAAGUGUUUAGGUGUUGGAAACUGGUGGAAAAUGAAAGUUUUCAGUUAAUACACCGAGAGAAAAAAAAACCACAACAUCAUCUCCACCAUCACCACCACCACAUCCUCAUCAUCCUCAUCAUUUUCAUCACUCUCACCAUCCUCAUCCUCAUCUUUACUCUUGUAUCCAUUUAGUGUAUUUACCUUUUACUUAUUAAUCGUAUUAGUUAAUCUCAACUCGACAAGAUUAUCCGAUUUUAUAAAUAAUAAUAUUUCAUUUACUCCUAAAUGAACAAUCAGAUAUUCACCAUGAAACUUUCACCAUUAACAAAUUGUUCACAUCUAAUUGUUUUCCUAAUCAGUAUCAACUUAAUUGUAACAAAUUGUUCCGCUUAUUAUCAAUCACCUUCCAAUGUCCACUCGUCAAUUCAACCUGGACUCUGGCGAAGCAGUUUAUCCCAAAGUAGUUACUAUUACGCUGAUUAUAAGGUUCCAAUGGCUCCAGUUUCUCAGAAAAAAUAUCUCCCUGAUCACCCAGAAUGCCCUGAUUCUGGUGGAACCGUUUGCAAGGAUAUUCCCGAUUAUCCCAUUGAACAUAUUUACAGUGUAAUCAAAUCAGCUCGUGCAAAUGGAUUUAACUUCACGAGCCUAUUUGUGGACGAGUCUAAAGGUGACCUGGAGCCCAAUUUAACGGCACCCGUGACGGUAAUUGUGCCUCGGGAAAAGUCCCAUGUUAAAAGUUACAUUGUUUACCAAAGUUCAUUACAAUAUGAUUAUUUACCUCAUCAUCCAUAUCAGGAAACUCAUCAUCAUGGUUUCUCAUUACAAUCUCAUCAAACUUAUCAUCAACCCUUACAAGAUGAACUUAAUCAACAUCAACAAUUAACUGACAACAGUUUCAAUGAUAAUCAUCAUCAUCAUCAUGAUCACCAUUCAUCAGGCUGGGAUAAUUUUCCUCUUGAUUCAGUUCCACCACCUCCACCAAUACCUUCACCCUCUCACCUGGGAUCAUCAUCAUCAUCAUCUCCAUCCUCAUCCUCAUCUUCAUCUUCAUCUUCAUCAUCUCAAUUUCCUUUAUCACCACAAUCAUCCAAAAGAUUCCCUUCGAAUCCCUGGAAACCAAUCAUUCAAUUGGCUAAUGUUACCUCAAUUUAUCGUCGAAAGCGACGAUCAGCAACCUCGAAAAUGUCCAAAAGGGUCAAACGUCAAUCGAUCAAUUCCCUCGAAGGGGAAGAGGUUUGUCGUACUCGGACAAUGUACAUUACCCCUCGAGCCGCUCUAAGUGACCAAUCUGAAUGGAAAUUUGUUGUUAAUUUAGCGGAAAAAGACACAAACCUCAAGCAAGUGAUUAAAGUUGAUGUUUGCCAACAAGCUAAUUCACCUUGUUCAUCGUCGAUUUCCCUUCCCUUUGGAUUCAAAAGUCGAUGUAAACAAAAGUUCAUCAAGAAAAAACUUCUUUCCCUCGAUCCGGAUGGACAAAGUACUUCGAGUGAAAACUUUUUCGUGCCAUCAUGUUGUGUCUGUGAGAUUGUUAAUCAAUCAACAAGAUGAACUUUUCUAAUUACAAUUAACUUAAAUUCUCUCCUCUUUUUAAUUCACUAUUUUCACUUUUUUCUUGCUUUGUUUGUUUGUUUGUUUCUAUUUCCAUUCCACCACCGUGAUCAUCAUCAUCAUCUUCAUCAUUAUCAAGUGUCAUCUCCAUUCAUUGGAUUUAUAAUUUACCUUUCAUUCAUUAAUCUUACUAAUUGUUGAUUGUUUUCCAUCAGGCUGAUUGUGUGUGUUUAAAUUGUUCCCGAUUGUACAAAAUUUAGAUUAUAAAUAUUGGAAUCAAACAAUCAACCAUAUCAAAUGUCAGUAGUAGUUGUAUCAGGUAACAUUAAUCAAUUCAACUUUACUUUUAAUUAACCAUUAAGAUUGUUACGGUUACUUGAUAUCUAUUGAAAUUAGAACUUUUUUUUUCACUCAUUCGAAGAGAUAAAACAAAAAUUCGAGGCUCAGGAAGUACAGUUAAUAAUCAAGUCUCUCAUUGUGAACAAGACUCAAGACUUAAAUCUAUCAAUUAACUAAUCAUUUAGUAAAAAAAAGUACUUCAAUAAUUUCAAAAUAAUUCAUCUUUAAAUUGAACAUAAAGCAAAAGUUUCGAAAAGAAAAAGAAAAGUUCUAAAAAUAUUUCCAUUCGAUAUUCGAUAUGUUCAGAUUUUCAUGCGAACAAUUUAUUCAACUUUAAUUAGCCCAAAACUAGAAAACAUAAAUUAAUAUCAGUUUCAAGUCUAAUUUCAAAGUGUCAACAAUUAGUUAAUCAAUCAACAAUAAUUUGAUUAGAAAAAAAAAUCAUUCAAUCAUUUGAAAUGAAAUUUUUCUUAAACUUAUCUUUUCCUUAAUGAAAAACUAUUUAAUUAAAGAUCAUCAUUUUCAUGUAUUAAAUCAAUUACCUCUUAUAUAAUAAUCAAUAAAAACUAAUUAGCAUUGAAAAGUUAAAUUGUUUCAACUUAAUUUCAAUCUCAAUGACAAUUAAUUAAUCAACAUCAGUUGGUAGCGCCAUCUAUUGACUGAGAAAACAACUAAAACAAAUUAAAUUUUUCCAACAAUUAAAACUAAUCAAACAUUUGAUUUAAUUAAGAGAAAUUUUUUUUUCUAACAAUUUAAAAAGGAUAACAAGUGUUGAAAGAAUAAUUUUAAUGAAUAAAAUGUUAAUGAAUGUUAAGAAUUGUGGUGAUAAUGAACUGAAUUGGAAUAUGAAAAAAAAAGGUAAACUCUUAAUGGGAAAAAAAGGUAACAAGGAAUAAAAAUUAUUCUCAUGGUGGAAAUUAAUGGAAAGAAGGUGUAAUAGCCUUGGAAGAUAAAGAAGAUAAGAGGAUCAUGAUGAUGAUGAAGAUGAGGAUGAGGAUGGGGAUGAGGAAGAUGAUGUUCUAAGGAGAUGAGAUUGCGCUCACAUUAUUAUCUCUCAUUGAUUGUUAACAGUUUAGUUGAUUCAGUUUUCCAUUUUCAUCAACAUCAGAAUCACAACUUAUCUGAAAAUAUAAAGAAAAAUAAAAGUUUCCUCUUAAUUGUUUCAUCGAGUGAUUUUAAUUACCACCGACAGAUUAAUAAGUUUUAAUUGUGUUCCAUUUUGUUGUUGAUUAAUUGAUUCGAUCAACGUUCUAACUGAACAUUAAAUUGUAACAUUUUCGACUCAACUUUUUUUUUUCUUGUGAUUUUCACAAUUAAAACAAUUUCUUAACCAAUAUCAUGUUUAACCAUUGAAAUUAAGCCUUCUAAUUAUGAUUGUUAAUUCAAUUGUAAGGUUAAUUGUUUCACUUUCAACGUUAUUACUUUCCAAUGUUCAUUUAUCAACAACAAUUGGACCUAAAAUCCCAAUCGGGGGAAUUUUCACUCCAGAAUCAAAUGAACUUCAGAGUGCAUUCAAAUACGCGAUAUUUUUGCAUAACAAGAAUGAAUCAUCUCGAUUUCAAAUCGAACCGAUAACCGAUGUGAUCGAUACCAAUGAUCCAUUUAGAUUUACCCGUCAAAUGUGCCUACAAUUGUCUCGAGGUAUUUUCACCCUUGUCACACCCAUAAUUGGACCAUCAUAUGAAACACUCGUCUCAUAUUCAAAUACCUUCCAGAUGCCUUUUAUUCAUCCCGGUUACCCGGAAACAAACAGUUACAAUUAUCCCAAUUUCGGACUCAACAUCCGACCGGAUUACAUCAAGGCCAUUGCCGAAGUGGUUAAACUGUACACAUGGAAAAAUAUAAUCUACAUUUACGAUUCGGACGAAGGUAAGAAAAUCGAAAAG